Tarenaya hassleriana is the source of this 2073-nucleotide messenger RNA. RefSeq names its product beta-fructofuranosidase, insoluble isoenzyme CWINV2-like. Gene Ontology annotation, molecular function: hydrolase activity, hydrolyzing O-glycosyl compounds. Gene Ontology annotation, biological process: carbohydrate metabolic process. The record is from RefSeq and is a predicted model, not a curated record. The transcript is spliced from 7 exons. NCBI's taxonomy places the organism in Eukaryota, Viridiplantae, Streptophyta, Magnoliopsida, Brassicales, Cleomaceae. The coding region runs from base 120 to 1874 and encodes 584 amino acids.
UCUGAAGCCCCCCCCCCCCCCUCUCUCUCCCUCUCUCUCUCUCUCUCUCUCUCUCUCUCUCUCUCUUAGAGGGUCUUAUCUAAGGCAGAGAGAAGAUAAACACAUUGAGCAUUGAAAUUAUGAGCGUCUCGAAGAUUGCCCACGUGCUGUUGUUGCUGCUCGUGUUAAUAAGCGUAAACAGCAAUAAUGGUGUCAAGGCGACGCAUAAGGUCUUCAAGAGAUUUCAGUCUCAAUCCGUCGACAGAGUGGGCCCUCUUCAUAGAACUGCCUUUCACUUCCAACCUCCCAUGCAUUGGAUCAACGACCCCAAUGGUCCAAUGUACUACAAAGGGAUAUACCAUCUGUUCUACCAAUACAACCCAAAAGGUGCAGUUUGGGGAAAUAUCGUGUGGGCCCAUUCGGUUUCUAGAGACUUGAUCAAUUGGAAAGCACUUGAACCGGCCAUUUACCCAUCCAAAUGGUUUGAUAUCGGCGGCACAUGGUCCGGUUCUGCCACCAUCAUACCGGGCAAAGGACCGGUUAUCCUCUAUACCGGCCUUGACAAAAAUGCAACCCAAAUGCAAAACUAUGCGAUUCCCGAAGAUUUGUCCGAUCCGUAUCUUCAGAAAUGGGUUAAACCGGAUGACAACCCGAUAGCUGCACCGGACGAAACCAUGAACCGGACCGCUUUCCGUGACCCGACCACGGCUUGGUUAGGCAAAGAUGGUCAUUGGAGAAUGUUGGUUGGUUCAAAACGCAAACACAGAGGGAUUGCUUACUUGUACCGGAGCCGAGAUUUCAGGAAAUGGGUCAAGUCCAAACACCCUCUCCACUCCAAACAGGAUACCGGUAUGUGGGAAUGCCCUGAUUUCUUCCCGGUUAGCUUAACCGACCGUAAGAACGGUCUGGACUUCGGUUACAGUGGUCCGAACAUCAAGCACGUAUUGAAGGUCAGUUUGGAUUUGACCCGGUACGAAUACUAUACACUCGGUAAGUACCAUACCGACAAGGACCGGUACGAACCGGACGGUUCAUCUCCCGACGGUUGGGACGGUUUGAGAUUUGACUAUGGUAACUUCUAUGCUUCAAAGACAUUCUUCGACUCCAAGACUAAAAGAAGGAUUUUGUGGGGUUGGGCCAAUGAAUCUGAUACCGUCUCAGAUGAUAACAGUAAGGGCUGGGCAGGAAUUCAGCUUAUUCCAAGAACCGUGUUGCUUGAUUCGAGUGGCAAACAGUUAGUGUUUUGGCCGAUCGAAGAGAUCAACACGUUGAGGGGUAAAAACGUUCGGAUUAAGAACAAGAAACUCAAGUCGGGCCAACGUUUCGAGGUCCGAGGAAUCACCCCGGCUCAGGCGGAUGUCGAAGUGACGUUCAACGUCGGAAGUCUUGAAAAGGCCGAGCCUUUCAACCCGAAGUGGAAAAACGCACAGGACCUGUGCAACAUGAAGGGUUCGACCGAAAAAGGCGGUGUCGGUCCCUUCGGUUUGAUCACGCUGGCCACUCCGGACUACGAAGAGUACACUCCCGUCUUCUUCAGAGUCUUCAGAGACGCUACCGCUAAGAAACCGAAGGUGCUCAUGUGCUCCGACGCCAAGAGAUCAUCUAUAAGGACGGACGACGGCAAUGAACCGAAAGAAAAAAUGUAUAAACCGUCUUUCGCCGGUUUUGUUGACGCGGAUUUUGCAGACGGAAGAAUCUCUCUUCGGAGUUUGAUCGAUCACUCGGUGGUAGAGAGUUUCGGGGCAAAGGGGAGAACGGUGAUAACGUCACGGGUGUACCCAGAGAGAGCGGUGACGAAGAAUGCUCACUUGUACGUUUUCAACAACGGCACGCAGCCGGUGACCGUCGAGUCCCUGAGCGCUUGGAGCAUGAAGAAGCCUCGGAAGAUGAAUUAAUGAGCGAGCCCUCUUCUACUUGUUUUUUAACUUUAAUAUAUAGAUGUUGUGUUCCUUGAAAAUAAUUUGACGAUUUCCUGGUUAACUAUUCGGUUUUAAAUUUGUAAACUUUUUUUUUUUUUUUGGUUUAUUCCGUACCCCCGAACCUCUAAUGUUGGCAAAAAUUCCAAAAUAUAAUUAAUUUAUAGAACUGAUGUCA